Leishmania major strain Friedlin is the source of this 9519-nucleotide messenger RNA. RefSeq lists its product as hypothetical. The transcript has a single exon. Lineage: Eukaryota; Euglenozoa; Kinetoplastea; Trypanosomatida; Trypanosomatidae. The coding region runs from base 1 to 9519 and encodes 3172 amino acids. The record is from RefSeq and is a predicted model, not a curated record.
AUGACGACGGAUGCGUCACCGGUGAACCCCUAUCUGCUGUUCAGCCGGGCGGACGAGUUCAGCACGGAUGCCAAGAUCGACUAUGCGCUUCGUCACAAUCACCUCUACACCUCGAGGGGAGACAGCGCCACAUUCGCGCCCACGCCGCUGAAUACCGAGCUUGAUCGCCGUACGCUCGUCCGCACGCUGGAGGAGCUCAAGCGCGGCGUCUCCUUGGGUGACCGGCUGCUCCCAGUCACGCCGAGCACCUGCACAACGCAUAACACGACCGCCAGCGCCUUCUCGUCGCCCGAGGACACCGCGUCGCCUCAGUUUGACGCCCCCAAUGACGGCGACGCCUCGAACGUGUUCUUCGACGGCAUUGACGACCUCGACACCAAGCCGUGGGACACCGCCGCGAGCAGCCAGGCAAACUACUGGAACUGGCAGAUGGAGGUGCUCUACCAGUCCUACCACAUCUGGAUUGCACUUGAUUACGGGCGAGGCGUCUUUAGCAUCACGCGCAACGGCGUCGUGCUGGUCGACCGCAUGCCGACCAUCGUCGCGUCGAUCCUGCAGGUGGUUGAGACGACGCUGCACGCGCGCGAGCAGGACCUGCAGCAGCUGCGCAGCUUCGUCGAGGGCGCCAUCGCCGACGAGCAGACUCGAUCACGCGUGAUGCAGCAGGUGUGGAGUCCCACUGUUUUUGUGAGUGUGGUGUUGCUGAACGUGCCGCAUGAGGUGGAGAAGGCAGUCCCCUUCAGCCGACCCACCUCUUCUGAGGCGGAGGCGGCCCGCAGUGGCGUGCACCGCCAGCGACAGCGACAUCAACCCAGCAUCAUCAUGUACCCUCCCGAGUACCGCCGCUUCACACCUCUGGAGAAUGACGACAGCGAGCACUCUCGCUGCUCGGCUGUGACAGUGCUCUUUCACUGCGAUGCUCGGAAGCUGCUCAACGACGGCACAUUCCUGGACCGCCUUCGAGACCUUCUCAGCCGCUACGAAAGUGUCUACCGGGAGCGCAGCACGCCAGAGAAGUGGCCGCAAUCUUCGCUGGGUGCGUCGCUGGAGUACCUGGUGUGCGCGAUGCCGGAGAAAACGCCGGAGUGCAACACACUUAUCUUAGUCAGCAAAGUCGGCGCCAAGGCCUCGUCGGAAGCAUUCAACUUCUUGCAGAGCACGGUGCGACGCAAGAAUCUCAUCGUCUCCAUUGUGGCGCUGAAUCGCCUGCUCGCGUUCGACUCCCCCGAGCUGAGCCCGCUCGUCCGGUUCCUGUCGUCUGUUGGCGGCUUUGCCGCGCACGUGGACUACUGGUUGGCGCUUGCGGCACCCCGGCUGAACAACGAGUGGUGCCGCAAGUUUGAGGGGGCGCGGUGCUUGGCGCAGCAGAUAUUUGUACACCUCAUCAAGGGGUUUCCGGUGACCAUCCCGGGCGCCGCGCGGCGCGAUCUGCUUGCGGACGCCGUUGGCGAGCCAGUAGUUCUCUAUGAUGGUGACCACGACCUUCCCGACUUCGUCAUUGGCGCCUCCACGAAAGAGCUGCUGCGUGCCUCGGCGGCGCUGCGCUUCAACCAGGGGUGGAGCGUGCUGAUCGACUAUCGCGAUGAGUCUGCCACGUCGCAUAUGGCUGCACGCUACGACCACGACUUCCACCGCGGCACCAUCACGCUGCACUACGAGAUGAACAUCAACCGGCCGGCGGUCUAUCGGCGGCUGCUCGUGUCAGGGACAAAGGCACUGGUCGACCGCUUCUGCAAAACCCGGUGGGACGACGAGACGACAAACUGGGUCGGCGAGGACAGCGGCCACUGGCUCGCGUAUCUCUCGCUGCUGCGACUACGGGUGAUAAUGUGGAUGAAGGCAGAGCAGACGCUUAUGCAGCUGCUCAACGCGGGCCCGCGGCAGACGCCGAUGAACGCCAUCCCUGAUCUCGCCCAUCUCUCCUCCGCCGAGGGCAUGCUGUCGCAGUGGUUUAAUGUUUCCACGGUGUACUCUCUAGGCGUCUUCUUCCGGUUUGAGCAGUUGCCACCCAGUAUGCUGGUGAGCUACACCCGCGCCCAAGUUGCGAAUGGGGCGCCGACGGAGGCUGCCGCGCGCGCCUGUAUACGUACGGCGAUGGAGCGGCGCCACCGACUUGUCGGCCGGGAGGAAGAUCUCACGUAUAUGCACACGGAGACCGUGACGACGCCGUCUUUUGCAGGUGCCGCAAACGCCGCCCGCGACGUCUUUUCCCUGGUGCAGUUCUUCCCACAGUACGAAACAAGCUCCGGCAGCGACUUUGGUCUAGCCGGCGCCUUCGAGUGCCGUGUGAGCUGCGUGUUGUGCGAUCGUGCCACGCAGGAAGCACUCAUAUGCGCGCUGCUGAGCGACAUCGAGGAGGCGGUGAGCGAGCGCAACAAGGCGACGGCACGCAGAGAUCGGCAUCUGCUGGUGCGCACGUCGCAUCAUACAGAAAACGAACAGGCGCUUCGGUUGGUGAAAACGAGCCUCAGCACGCGGCGCAUGCGACUGCUGACGAGUUACGUGGAGGGGAAGUGGCACCCCGGCGCGGACGCCGGCUCCGCCGUAAAGAAGGAGAAAGGAAUGUUUAAGUUAGGGUUCCCGUUGCUCUUCCGCAUUCCGCUGCUGUCUUUCCCGUGGCCGCUGCUGAAUGCGCUGUGCUUCCGCUGGAUCCUCGGCUGCAGCGAGUUUUACCCGUUCCUCGCUGAGGAGAUCUUCAGCCACAUUGUGUCGCGCCGCCUGCACGCGGGAUUUGUGCUCAUCGUGUACUACACAUCAUCGCUCAAGGCAGUGCUCAUGAAGCGCGUCGGCGAUCCCGAGACACACUCGCACGUGUGCCUAUUCGACGUACUGGAGGCAAUACCCUCGCCGACGUCGACGUCGGUGCCGGCGGCGCCGAUUUCCCUGCGGCGCUUUGUCACGCCGUUCAAGCGAGCGCAGUCGUCACAGUGGACGUACACGCACGACAUCGAAGAGGACAUGCACAUUGCCACGGCCGUAUUCACGUGCAAAGUCAUUGCCACGCAGCAGCCCAGCAAGCGAUCCCUUCUGGCUCGGCAAAUGCGUGAGCGGGGCUUCAGCCCUAUCGUGGCGCGGGUCGAGUCGAUUCUGUUCUCUCUGCAUGUGAGAUAUACGGAGUACGUGGAGUUGCGCUCACCUCCCUCGCUCGGCGUCAAGGGGUGUGUGCAACUACGCGAACGGCUGCUGAACAUUGUGAGCUGCGUCGGGGAUCGCAGCGCGGUCGUGAAGGCCCGUAUGUUGCAAGCGGACUACGUGCAGCGGCUUUCUUCCGGGGCCGACGUAGUGGACCCCGAUACGGACGUGUACGUCUCCGUCUUGUGUCCGAUGCGCUACAAGACAGCACUUUGUGUCUUGAUACUUGAGAGCGACACGGAGGCCGGGACGGGGAGGCAUGUGGUCAAGGUUGCGCUGGCUGCCCUUGAUGGGCAACUGCUCGAGUACGCCAUCGCUCAGCAGUACCACCACUCCCGUCCGACCUUGCCGGGCGGAGACACAGCAGCUGCGUCAUGCAGCGAGGAGUGUGCCGCGGCAUCACCCUCGCACUCGGCGAUGCCGGAGUGCAUUGCCGACCGCGCCGUCGUCUUGUCGCUGCGCCACCUGCUCACAGUCUUUACAUCCGUCUACUGCGCCCGCGAGCUCAUCUCGUUCAUCAAACGCGCGUCAGCGGAGAUGGCGGCACCCGCUGUGGCGGAGUUGACAGACGCCUACGCCCACCUCGGCAACUACGCGGUGGAGAUGGACGUCACGCAUCUGCUCAACAUUGUGCAGUGGCGCUGCUGCGCAGCGGCCGGCGGGUUGCCGUGGAGGAGCAAGGUGCAGGAGGUGUUGACAGGUGUGCUGGCGUCGCAGCAGCGGAGCUUUUCGGCGCAUCCCACGCUGUGGCUGCCGAAGACGAGAGCCGACCGGGCGCUGCCGCGCGACGAGAUGUCCUGCGGCGGUGCCUCGUCCCCCUACGAAGCGGCAGAUGACGAGGACGUCCCUGAGUACGACGGCGCAAACGACGGUCUCAGCGCCACACGGGCGAACGCGACGAGUGAGGACGGCGCGAACAAGGGGAAGAGCGCGCAUCCAGAUUUACUCCCGGUCGCGGUGAAGGCAUGCGUGCUUCUGCCGUUGUCGACCAGCGGCGUAGGCAUCGAAGAGAAGGCGGAAUGUCGGUGGCUGUCGUCGGCGUUCAAUAGCUGUGAUGAGAGGAGGCAGAACACAUUGCGUGAGCGGUCUGAGUGGGCGAUUCCGUCGGCAUCGCUCAAGGACUCCACCGCGACGGUUUCCUCGUCGUCGGAGGCGGUGUACGCCGCAGUGGAACGGCUGAAGCUCCGCCUCUUCGUGAAAACGGUGCCGGCGGACCUGCUGUCCCUGUGCGAGGACGAGUCUUUCUACCCACCCCAGACGGCUGUGCGGCGUACGCUGCGGCUCCUCUAUUACCGCUUCACAUCAGAGGAGGCGCCUGCCGCGGUGGGUGGCCCCUCCAUGUCGCAGGCUGCGUCCUUUGUAACCGCACCUAGCUACCUAGGCGCGGCGGACGAGGCGGCGACGACAGAGCUGGAUGAACUGUUCGCGCAGCCGAUGGCCGUUGCUUGGGAUCGGCAGCGCUGCCAUGACGCCUUCCACAGCUGCACGGACCGCGGCUCGCUCCCGAUUCGAGUGGGGCAGGUGAUGCAACAAAUUGCAGAGAGGCUCAAGUGGCGCGUCGCUGUGUACUGCUUGCAGAACGCGUGCUACUGUACCUCCUUCCGGCAGCUCAAAGCACGCGUCGACGCGGAGCCGGCGACACAAACGGCCAUUCCAGGCGUCACGACUGACGGCGCCGCCGCAGUUGCAGCAGGCGAACGACGGGAUGACAAGGCGCGAGAGACGCGGCUGCGCGACCCCGUCCUGUCGCACAACGAGAGCGUGAGAGCGACGGGGCUGACGGAGAACGCGGAGUUGCACGCGCUUCUCUGCGACGUUGUGACCCCGGCCCUGCUGAGUUCCCAUCGUUUCGUCUGUGACACGUUCCCGGUCGAGUUCACCCAGCAGAAGACGAACGUCGGCCGCGUAGUUCCGGAAGAGGCGAUCAAGGACGUGUUCCGCCACUGCGUGGAUGAGGACUGGAUGUGGGUCCUGCCUACGCUGCCCCUCACCUACGUGGUGGUGCCCAACCGCGAGCACUUUGGCGAGCGCUGGGUGCUUGUGUGCGCCACGACAAAGCCUUCCCAGGGCGUCAGUGGCGCUCGCGUUCUUUUAUACGACGCCCAAGGCACGCCCGCUGCCCUGGAGACGAUGCGCAGCUACAGCAGCCACCUCCGCACUCACAUGUGCAACAAGAUCAAGCAGGUGAGUCAGCUGCAUCUGCUCAAGCAGCUGCGCGAGUCCUUCAACGCCAGCGCCGAGCUCAUCCCCCCAGCGUGGGGAGACCAGUUCAGCCAGAGUAGCGGCGCGCCAGGCUGCAGCGGCUCCGCGUACCACGGAAGCCCGCCGCUCGACUCGCAGGACGCGUAUGCGGACGGGUCUCCUUUCUACCUGAGCGGCCGCAAUGUGCUGGAGAUUCCAAUCUACUACAAGCUGCAGCAUCAGUGCAAGAAGAUCCUGCACCGCAUCCAGGGCCACUGCUCGCGACUUGAGCUCGUCGCCAUCUUCAACAGAGACCAGUGCUUCCUCGCCGCCGACGAUGUUGAAGGGGACACGUUCCACUACCUUCGCUUAGUGUUUGUCAAGGACACGGCGCACACUGUGUCGGUGACCUCCCGCCCGCCGCCGCUGACGUCCUCGGAUCGCUGCCCGCAGCUUGUGGUGCAACUCUUCAGCGCAACGCCGAACGCGAGUGUGCAGCGGCCGCUGCAGCGGCUGCAAGACUUCUGCUACUUUCUGGCGGUGCAGGAGCUGCAGGGGCACCUCAACUAUGUGCAGCACAAGAUGAUCUCCUUCAACGACCUUGUUUUCCUGCAGAACCAGCGACUGGAGCCGAUCGUGGUGAACCUGCGCACCAUCUUCGAUAUUGCUCUUUCCGAUUCUGACCACGACGCUCCCCGCGAGUCGUCGCGCGACGUCGGCACAUGCCAGGAGCGGCAGCGAGAGAUUGCGAUUGCGCUGCUCUUCCUGAACCUGCGCGAGUACAAGUUCAAGCCCUUCGGCGUCCAGGACGAGCCCACGCAUGCCACGAGCAACUUUGUGGAGCACUACAACCUCGAAAAGAGCCUCAACCUCGAGCCCGCGAAGGACGCGGCCCCACGCCCGAACUGCGGCAGCCAAGCGCUGCAGGCGUGGCGCUUUGUGAAGAUUGUGGAUGGCUUGACGGACGUGCUGGUGUCGUGCUGUCUCCACGUGCACCCCGACAACCCGCACGUAAUCGUCCUCGACCGCUACCUGACUCGCAUCCCAGCGGAACGCUACAUCAACGGCGACUCGGAGAACACCAUCCUGGCCCACCUGGGCCACAGCGUCGAGAAGACCAUAUCGCAGCUACGGUUUUUCGGCUUGACCUCGCCAGGCCAUCCCUCCUUCCCGCUCUUGCGCUCUUCGGUCCACACGACGGUGGGCGAGCUGCUGCGCAUCAGCCAAGAAACGUCUUCCAAGGACUCGUCGCUGCUGCGCUACCGGCACUUCUCACUCGAUAACGUAAACCUGGCGGUGCUGCCAAUGCUGAUGGAUCGCAUAUGCGGCGCGCUCUCGCACUACGGCCCGACCUGCUUUACCUACACUGCCGGGCGCGCCGCAAAGGGCGUGGUGCAUGUGCCGAACUUCUCGUGGAAGUGGAUGGAGAGCAUCCAAAACGACGCGAUGGCAGACCUGCUGGAGCUGUACGUGACAUGCGGCUACGAUGUCAUGGACUCGCCCGAGGCGACAGCGCCGUUGGCGCCGACCCGCGUCGUGCCGUACGUCGUGCCAGGUGUCCCGAUCACCUCCGUGACGAUCGAGGAAUCGCAGAUGUCGCUGCUAGGCGAGUACCAGCUGUGCGAGCGCGGCUGCCCGUUGCUGGAGUACCGUAUCGUUCUCUCCGUUUCCUUGACGGAGGGCCUCUCGUUAGCCCUCUUCAACCUGCGCGACACGGAGUACGUUGUGCGCCUGCUCGGCUAUGUCGUGCUGGCGAUGGAGGAAAAGUCGGCGCUGUUGGAGGACGUGCUGUUGCAGCGCAUGGGCUACGCCGUGCCAUCCUUCUUCAGCGAGGCGGAUCUGGCGCGCAACUGCUGCGGCGACGACACGAAUGUGAUUCGCACUAAGUCGCUGUCCAUCAGCUUCGACGCGUACCGGCGGCGCGUCAACAACGUUCGCUUCCGUCCGCAGCCAGACGCGGAGCGGGACGCGCCCUUGGUGGUGAUACUCGAGGGGCUGUACAACCGAGGUCUCAUUGUAAACUACGCGUUCUCUCUCGAGGACGCCGUCAAAGUGCUGUUCGACGAGUGCCCACAGUACUCACUGCAAGAAUGCGUGCGCGUUGUUGAUGCGCUGCUCGAGGCGCACGUGCUGUGCGACUAUCCGAGUAGUGUGUUAAAGCCGCAGAUUUCCGUUCUUGCUUCCCUGCCUCACAACGAGCAGCUCAGGUCGGACGCGCGCAACUGCCGGCUUAGCGAGGUGAGCGGCGUGCCAGAGGAUGCCCUUGUGGCGUGCGUCUACCAUCGCCACAUCCUGGCGUCGCACAUCAUCGUGGAGGCACAGAACGCUCGCUCUGGUGUGACCGAGGUGCUGGCGAAGUGCGAUAUGCUGUGGCGGGCGGGGCCGCAGAACAACGUGCUCGAGCUGGCGAAGGCGAUCGUAACGCUGCAGCUGAAGAGCAAGGAGGUGUUCGGCACGCGCGUGCCCGACUUCUCUCUCCGCCGUGAGCGGUGGCGGCACGAGGACGAUGUGCUGGACCCGAUCCUUCCUACCCAGACCCAGCAAAACAUGAGCUACGCCCGCCCUGUGGACGCGUCGCUGCAGCUCUACACGGAGCACCUGCACCAGCUCUACCCCUCCAUGUGCAUCAUCGAUCUCGACCCCAAUGACCCGCUCACCACCUCAGACGAGGUGUUGCUCAACCGUCUGCGAUGCCGGUACGGCAAGGUCACAAGCGAAGACGGCGGCGUGGUGCUCUUCAGCCCGCACCUCUACUACGGGGUCAUUCCGUUUGUGGACCUCCUGCGCUGUGGCACCUUCUACGAGCGCUACGGCCCACUCGCGGACGCGCUCGGCGAGGAGGCCAUCGUCUCUCCCAUCACUACCAGCGGGCUCUUCAUUAUCGAGGUGGGCUUCCAGGUGGUGCACUACGCUCUCGACUUCUUCGUCAUCAACGGCGACGCCGUCCCGCCGGGCAUUACGGCGAAGGUGGCCGCAGACUUCAAGCAGACGCUCCUGUUCGAGAGCGUCUUGUACGACGCUGCGGUGCGCAGCCUGGCACACUGCAUGCGCACGCACUCGGUCGCGCUCUCGGGGCAGCAAAAAACGUACAUGGCGGUGAAGAACCUGGUCAAGUACCACCCCUUCCCCCCGAUGCACUGCGCCAACAUUGUGGCGGCCUACACCAUCACGGACCCGCGGGUAAUGCGGCUGAAGAACCUGACCCCAGGUGGCGCGGCGAACAGCGGCGACGUGCACGUCGGCACAGACGGUGUCCUCUACCUCUCGCCACACAAGCACCACCUCCUGCAGCGCGAGCAGACAAACGACGUGUACAUGUAUGAUGGCCUCAUCAUCUGGGAGCGGGCCCAGCUCUUCGUGCUUCUCACCAGCACAACGGGCGUGAGCAAGGCCUCGCCGGAGUCGAACCGCUACCUCUCUCAGCUCGCUCUGAGCGCCCGGCACCUGCUGCUGAAUCAACUGCUAGACAGCACCCAGCAGGAGCGGCUAGAUGUGGCGUGGCGGAAGUUUCUGACGGACGGGCGCGUGGCGGCGACGACGGCUAGGCGUGGCAACAUGGAGCGGGAGCUGCCGAGCUAUGACGAGUUUGAACUGUUGCGCGGCCACUCACACAAGAUCGUCCUUCACUCGUACGUGCCAAUGCUGCAGAUGAUUCUGGAGCCGGUGGAGUGGAGUGGCGACGGGUGGCGCCUGCAGGCCGUGUGCGCGCAGUUGUACCCCGAGCAUGUUCUGCGCGUGAUUGGGCGCCAGCGAAGCGCCCGCGACUCCCCGGAAACAUCCGCUUCAACGCCACAUGCACGCCACUACGACCUCAACACGAGCUCCCCGGCCGGGGCAGCGCUGCCAAGGCACGCCGCCGCCGCCUCCAUAGCAGCCGGUCCGAUUGGCGGCUACGACAUCACUCGGCUGUUCAUGUCGCCGUGCUUGACCGGCUGGUUUGUGGUGACGUUUGCGCCGAGUAAGGCGGAGGAGAGCGGCUGCUUUCUCGCCAUGGAGUGCUUCUCCGAUCCACACCGGCCCUUUGGCGCGAGUGUCGUGGUCGAGGAGCUGAGCCUGUACUGCAAGCCUUCUCGCGCCCUUCACCAGCAUCGCGUCAUGACAUUCCUCAGCGAGAUGGAGCAGGCGCUGGUGGAGCGAUUUGUGCGACUGGUGAACAGCGCCGUGUGGUCUAGCAUUGUGCCGUGUGUCUCUCAGUUUAUGAUGUAG